Molecule: messenger RNA, 3860 nt
Organism: Dryobates pubescens (Downy woodpecker)
Lineage: Eukaryota; Metazoa; Chordata; Aves; Piciformes; Picidae
Gene: FBXO7
Product: F-box protein 7
Exons: 9
Coding region: 163-1737 (524 amino acids)
Biological process (GO): autophagy of mitochondrion; positive regulation of autophagy of mitochondrion
Molecular function (GO): protein kinase binding
Source: RefSeq, a predicted model, not a curated record
GGCGGUGCCGGGCGAGCUGAGGCGGUGCCGCGCUAACCAAAACAACGCCACACCCCGGCAGCCCUUGCGCCUGCUGUCUACCGACACCGCCACCAUCGCCGCCACCCGGUGGGGUCUGCUGGUGGCGCGAGGUGGGUGCGGAGGGUCGCCGCCGCCUCCGCCAUGAAGCUCCGCGUGCGGCUGCAGAAGCGAACGGCGCCGCUGGAGGUGCAGGGGGCGGAGCCAACGCUGGGGGAGCUGCGCGCGCAGCUGCGCGAGGCCUUGCUCCCUGCCUGGGGGUACAGUUCUGAUACUGAGUUUUCAAUAACAUUGAAUAGAAAAGAUGCUCUCACAGAAGAUGAGAAGACCUUGGCUUCAUAUGGGAUUGUUUCUGGUGAUUUGAUAUGUUUGUUACUAGAAGCAGAUGGACAACCCAGCCUACCUCCUCCUCCUCCUUCCCCACUUCAGAAUGGCCAUGAGUCAUCCACCUUGAUCCCCAACAAAAGUCAGGCCAAGAGUCCAAAAGAAGGGCAGAAUGAGCAACCUGACAACCAGAAAGUUCAGGUGGAAGUUCAAAAGAGCGAUGAGAGAGCAGGAUCCAGCCUAGAAUUUCCUUCUGGAUUAGUCCCAGAAGACAGUGACUUGGAAGAAGGUACAGGUUCCUAUCCCUCUGAACCCAUGCUGUGCAGUGAAGCUGCUGAUGGUGAAGUACCACAUUCCUUAGAGAUGCUCUACCUUUCUGCUGACUGUACCAGUGCCACUGAUGCCUUGAUUGUUCUAGUACACCUUCUCAUGAUGGAGGCAGGCUACGUGCCUCAGGGAACAGAAGCCAAGGCAGUGUCUAUGCCAGAGAAAUGGAGAGGGAAUGGUGUUUACAAGUUGCAGUACACACAUCCCCAUUGUGAAGAAGGUUCUGCUGGUUUGACUUGUGUGCCUUUAGGAGAUCUUGUUGCUAUUAAUGCAACACUAAAAAUAAACAAAGAGAUUAAAGGUGUUAAGAGGAUACAGCUACUGCCGGCAUCCUUCGUUUGCUUUCAGGAGCCAGAAAAGGUUGCAGGUGUUUACAAAGACCUUCAGAAACUAUCCCGUCUCUUCAAAGACCAGUUGGUUUACUCUCUUCUGGCUGCUGCCCGACAAGCUCUGAACUUGCCAGAUGUGUUUGGGUUAGUGGUGCUUCCUCUUGAGCUCAAGCUUCGGAUUUUCAGACUUCUGGAUGUCCGUUCGCUUCUCUCUCUCUCUGCUGUUUGCCGUGAUCUUUACGCAGCUUCAAACGACCAGCUUCUGUGGAGGUUCAUGUAUCUGCGAGAUUUCCGAGAUCCUGUUACAAGGCCUCGUGACACAGACUGGAAAGAACUAUACAAGAAAAAGUUAAAGCAGAAGAAGGAGGCCCUGAGAUGGAGGCACACAAUGUUUCUGCCCCCUACACCUCAUCCAAUCCCCUUUCAUCCCAACCCAUUCUAUCCUAAUCCUUUUCCUCCUAACCCAUUUCCGUCAAACCCUAUCUAUCCCCCAAUGAUCAUUGGUGGAGAAUACGAUGAGAGACCGACACUUCCAUAUGCUGGAGACCCAAUUAACUCACUCAUUCCAGGCCCAGGAGAAGCACCAGGCCAGUUUCCUCCAUUCAGACCACAUUUUGACCCAAUUGGUUCCUUGCCUGGAGCAAACCCUACACUUCCAGGACGAGCUGGUCCCAGUGAGAGGUUUCCACCUAGACCUAGCCGGGGCCGCCCCAUGGACAUUCGUCGUGCAUUCAUUUGAUUACUGAUUUUCCUUCAGUUAGUUUUCUAGUCCCUGAGCUUGCUUUCUAACUGCAGGAGAUUGCAAAUCCCAGGCACUAACAUCUGCCUCUUCAGAUUGGGGCAACAACACAUGUGCAUGGUAAUGUUUCAACCACAAAAGCUGGGUUUGUUUUGUGCUCUGAUAGUACUGUACCAGCUGGCAAUGGCACAGAGCUACAACUUAGAGCAGUUUGUUCUGCACACACAUCUCCCCAUCCCAAUUAAGAUCAUCUGUGAAGUGCUAGAGACCAGAAGGGUACCAGUCAAAUACUUGCUGCGUCAGAUAAAGAGCACUUUAAAUACAAAUGAUGUACUUGUCUGUGUUAUUUGAAGAGUUUUAUUAAAUUGCCAGGAAAAAAAUUGUUUCAAAUCUACCUGGCUUAAUAAUCUUUAUUACCAAAAAGAAAUCUACAGUGUUCCACUUAGAACAAGAUCUUGCCACUGUUGCAGCAGAUGAGUGUAGAAACUUUCAAAGAUGACAUUUCUUUCUUCCUUUAAUGUUUUAUUAGGUAAAAAGAAGUUUUAUAUUGUUACUUAAUACACAAAGAAUAGAGGGAAGGGAAUUUUCUUUACAAUAGAAAUAUUGGAACACAAAUCAAUUCAUUUUACAACAACUGGGUAAAGUCAUGCUACAGUGCAACUCGGAAGUCUGAAGCAGAGCAGUUUUACAAAGAACUGGCAGCACAACUUGUUUUUUCUUGUUGACUUUUCAAAUAAAGAGCUUUAGUACAUGGCUGCGUUUGCUGUGUGUGAACUAAAAAGGGUGCAGGAAUAAAUCUUUUCGCCUGCCUAACUGAAGUAAUUACAUAGGCUCACCUGGUUGCAGUGGAAAUGGAAUCAUAGCAGGAGAAGCAGAAUGAUUUCUCGCUUUACUGCAGGAUUCAUUCCAUAGUUAGGUAUUGAAAUGUACUUUGCCAGGAGGAAGUGUGUUAUAGGAUGUUAUGAGCACCUUUCAAGUGUUGUCUUAUUAACAAACGAGCAACUAACAAGACCACUGUUAAAAGUCUGAUGAGAUGUGCAGUCUGAUGCUGGAGCUCAAUUAAAGGAAGACUAGAAUGAUGAAACUGCUAGAACCUGUCAUUUCUUACAUAUUUCUUGUAAGAUGGGUUGAUUUUAGUGUUUCUGUAAGAGUAAAUGGCAUUGAUGACUGUUGUGACAGCUGAUAAGAUUUUCUAAAAUCUUGCAAUUCCAAGAAUGGAAAUGGAGUGACAUUUCCUGUUAAACACAAGCUAUAUCAGUAAUACUUACAUGCUGAUAUUGUCAGUGAUUUAUCUUCUUGUUUUGUAUAAAAUCAGCUGACUUCAGUAUGGUCAGGAAGUUCUGCUAUUGACUCCAGUGGAAGUAAAAUACAGUACUUUAUUUUGCUGUCAAAAGUUGUAUUGCUUCUUUCUUCCCUUUUCUACUUCGCAGCAACGGCAUCCCAGUGCAAAUCCUGAUGUAAUCAAACACCUAAGAGUGCAUUUGUAGUGUGGGGAGAGUGGUUUCUUUUCAGUACCAUUUGAGUGUUUGUUUCUGAAGAGAUGAACUCAAACCUUUUUACAGUCCACUGCUAAGUGAGCUGAAGAUACUCCUUCCUUUUCUUCGUUGUUGCUUCAUGCUGUAGUGAAGGUAUGGUAAGCCAAAGAUAAAGGAAUCUGGGCUACCCUGAACUGUCAAGCUCCCUAAAAAGGAAUUUCCUUUAUUCAUAGAGUAUGAAAUACAAAGUGACUAUCUCGAGACCAACAGUAUAAAAUCAGAAGAGAAAACAGAGGGCCUAGUUUUCAAAUACCUGCUUAUUUUAUUUGCCAGCUCCUAAGUCAGGUAUGUGUGUUACUGCUGUUGGUGCGCUCUAUGGAAGAGGAAUCACAGAAGAUUAAAUGCCUGAUGAUGGGCAUUUCUUACCUGCACUGUUCUCUGUAUCCAGCACUGUUAAAUACUUGCUGCUAACAGUCACUUGAAAGUAGGUAACUCUUGUCCUUGGCUUUUCCAUUCAUUGUUUUAUCUUCUUCAUGAAACCCGAACCAACCAGGUGAAGUAGUGGGGUCAUAUGCAGGGUGUAAGGUCAUAUACCUCCCUGUGAUUAGUGAAGAAAACACUGCUGCAGUUAUGAGCAGGGCUGAUACU